AUGUCUGGCCAGCAGCAACACUUCUACCCGCCUCCUCCCGGCGCAGGCGCAGGACAAGCACCACCGCCCCAGCAGCAGCAGCAAUACGCUCCUCCUCCCCAGCAGUAUCAAUCGCCGCCCCAGCAGCAUCAAUAUGCGCCGCCUCCGACUUCACCUCCCGCGAACCAGACACAGUUCUACCCUCCUCCCCAGGGAACGCCGGGACAAGCGCCUAGCUAUGCUCCUCCGCCCCAGCAUACGCCGUCUCCCCAGAUCCAACAGCCCUCGCCGGGCCAUUAUCCCCCUCCUCCCGGGAGCCAGCCUCCCCAGCAUCAGCAUUCGCAAUCGCAGCAGCUGAACUUGGCUGUGCGUCCAGCGGCGACUCCCGACUCUGGCCACUACCAACAGCAACAGCAGCAUCAGCAACAAGCACCGCCUCAGUUUUCUCCUCCUCCGUUCCCUCAGCAGCAGCAGAAUGCUCCGUAUCCCCAGGAGAAGCCGCCCGUUCAGACAGCACCAACCCAGGCCGGUGGAGCUCCACCGCCGACCAACUUUGUUGGGGCUGUCGCGACGACCGAUGAUGUUGGCACCUUUAAUGGAGGAAGCUAUCGCAUCAGCCAUCGGGAUACUAAUACGAUUUUGACUGUCCAGUUGGCCAUGGGCGCCCCAUUGCAUGCAAAGCCAGGUGCCAUGGUCGCCAUGUCUCCCACAAUCACCCUCAAGGGUAAUGUCAAGUUCAGCGUCAAGAAGAUCAUUGCAGGCGGAGAGCUCGCAAGCUCUACUUACACAGGGCCGGGAGAGCUCAUUCUCGCGCCCGCCUCUUUGGGAGACAUUACGAGCAUAAGAUUGAGCGGCAAAGAGCAGUGGUCGGUGGGACACGAUGCCUAUUUGGCCUCUACUCAGGCUGUCGUCAAAGACUACAAGAGACAAGGUCUGGGCAAGGCCAUCUUCAGUGGCGAGGGUCUGUUUGUCUACAAGAUAUCUGGAACUGGUCUGCUCUGGGUUUCGAGUUUCGGCGCUAUCAUUAGGAAAGAUCUUCAACAAGGCGAAAAGUACAUUGUAGAUAACGGUCAUCUUGUGGCGUGGAAUACCAGCUACGUCCUGGAACGUGUAGCUUCUGGCGGCAUUAUCUCUGGCCUUUCCUCCGGAGAAGGCCUUGUUUGCAAGUUUACUGGUCCCGGCACCGUCUUCCUGCAAACCAGAAACCCAAGAGAGUUUGCCGCCUUUAUCGGCGGCAUCGCUCCCCAGAACGCCUAA
Messenger RNA from Trichoderma breve, 1236 nucleotides. RefSeq names its product mitochondrial biogenesis AIM24 domain-containing protein. The transcript has 6 exons. The record is from RefSeq and is a predicted model, not a curated record. Bases 1 to 1236 code for a protein of 411 amino acids. Lineage: Eukaryota; Fungi; Ascomycota; Sordariomycetes; Hypocreales; Hypocreaceae.